Messenger RNA from Pelagomonas calceolata, 1159 nucleotides. NCBI's taxonomy places the organism in Eukaryota, Pelagophyceae, Pelagomonadales, Pelagomonadaceae. The record is from the annotation of a GenBank genome assembly.
CAGGCAUCUCCGCACUCUCCCGCAAUCAGGCCGAACAGUGCCCUCAUACGGAGGGCAGCUUCUGGAAUCUUGUUAAUGUGAUGGCAUCGCGUAGGCGCGGCGGCAGACGGGCUAGAUGCCCUCCCAAUCCGCCAGCCGCACCUGCACCGGCUGCUCCGGCGUUUACCUUUGGUGCGCUUCCGCCGGCGGCGGUGGUCCCCAUGCCUAUGUUCGUUGUCGCUCCGCCGGCCGCACCUGCGCCGGCUGCUCCGGCGUUUAAUGCGGCAUUAUUUGCUGCGGCACCAACUGUGUUUGGCGCCACAUCGGCCGUCUCGUCUGGAUCUGUGCGCGCACCGUCCACAGCGGCACCGGCACCGGCUGCUCCGUUACGCGGCCGCGCCCAGCUGUAUCAUGAAUUCACAAGUGGUGCGCUUUGCCGGCGUUACGACAAGGAGAUCCACGCGUUACGACGGUUGGUCUGCGGCGGCUGGAUGGCCCAGUGGCGAUUGCUCUGCGAAUUGGGCGAGGACCCGGUGCCGCCUCGCGAGGGGGGCGAGCGUGGACCCGGCAGGGCGCGUGUGGACCCGGCGACGCUGGCGGACCGCUUCGCCGAGGACAUCUUGGCGUUGGACGCGGCGACUGCGCAGCUCGCGGGCGGCGCGGCGCCGGACGCCGAGGCGGCGCCUUACGCUUCGGGGCUGGCCGAGACCUUGCUCCAGAUGGAGCACGCCUCGGGGUGUGUCCGCGCAUUAGCGGCCAUCGAGGUGGCGCCCCGGACGCCGGCGCAGCUCCGGGAACAGCUCGACGCGGCCUCGGAACCCCCGGAACCGCUCGAGCAAGCGCGAGUGAGGCUGGCGAAUCUCGAUCCCUCGGCGCUCGCCCAGUCCGACCUCGACACCAUGCAGCGCGACCUCGCCACGAUGAAACAGACGCUCGAAGCGGCGUCAGAGCGCGUGCAGCGCGAGGUCGUGCGCCGCGAGCUUGCCGCCCUUAGCGGCUUCCGCAGCGCGGAAGAGGAGACGUGCGUGAUAUGCAUGGACCGAUCCCCGAACGUGACCCUCGUCCCGUGUGGCCACAGGAUCACGUGCCAGCAAUGUGCGGAGCGCUUGGGGGAGUGCCCGACCUGUCGCUCGCCAAUCACGUUGCGACAACGAACGUUCGGGUAAUAUGUGAUAGCUAU